CGGGCCUCCUUUCGGUCUCCUCUGUGGACGGCCGUGGGGCCCUGCGCUGCCGGGACACAAGAGUUGCUCGUACGGGAGCGACCGCUUCACCUCACGUCACCACCGUGCACUCCCUCCGUCCCCUACAACCUGACUGAUGUUCACGGCUGCGGAGAGUCUCCGGACGCGCGCGGCCGGUUUCCCGUACGCAGUCUCUCACGGCUGACUUGGGGCCAUUUCCCAGUUCGGGCCAGCGUAGACCGAGUGCUCGGCCGGACUCCGCCGAACGCCCCUCUCGCACCCACGACCACAGGCCGCGGCAGAGGGAGCGGCCGCUGCUUCUGGGACCGGAGCGCGGGCCCUCGCGCGCGACUCCUUCCGGGCUCUGUGACGUCACCCGAGGCCCCGCCCCCGCGGGCAGAGCCAAUCGGAAGGCGGGGCACGGUCUUCCAGGAGCGCGCGCGCGCGCGCGAGCCGGCGGUCCUGGGGCGCGACGCCAUGGAUCCGGUCCUCCUCAGCGCCCGGGCUCAGGUCACGCCGCAGCCACCGGAAGGGUGGCCGCCCGUGAGCUCCGAGGAGGAGCUGUACGACUGCCUGGAUUACUACUACCUGCGCGACUUCCCGGCCUGCGGGGCCGGGCGCAGCAAGGGUCGGACGCGGCGCGAGCGGGAACUGCGUACCAACUGGCCGGUGCCCGGCGGCCACGAGCGCAAGGUCGCGCAGAAGCUCCUCAACGGCCAGCGCAAGCGUCGCCAGCGCCAGCUGCAGCCCCGCGCGCGCACCCGCCUGAUCUGAGCGCGGGUGCGUGCGGGCUGCAGCCGCCGGGACCCUGGCCCAGCAUCCUGGCCACCCGGGCGCCGGUCGCGUCGGCCGUCUGCGACUGCGGCGGGCAGUGUCGCCCCCUCCGCGGCGGCUCCCGCUGGCGAGUCACGGCCGGCCCCGCUCGCCCCUGGGCCGCAGUAAGAAUGGUGUGAAAGAUCGGCACGGUCAGAUUGGGGAGUCGGAGAAGAGGCUCGGCGGUGCGGAAACACCUCUUUAAGACUGAGUGGAGCAUUUUCUUCCAGCGCCUGCGCGCGGGCCGGGAACGGUGAUCGGCCUGUCGGUUCCCUGCAGGGUGCCCGGCGGCACCGAGCGAAGCGUUUUCUCCGGCUCGGCGGCGCUGUGCUCGGCAGGGGAGAAUGCAUGUGGGCCAGCAUGACUUCUUCCCGACGUCGCCCAAGUUGACCGCCGCAGCCUCUUUUCCUUGUGAUUGUUAAGUAACACCAAGUGUCCAAGGGGUGUGCCUUUUUAGGGUUUCUAAUUAAAGCAGCAAGAACGGCA
Molecule: messenger RNA, 1299 nt
Organism: Lutra lutra (Eurasian river otter)
Lineage: Eukaryota; Metazoa; Chordata; Mammalia; Carnivora; Mustelidae
Gene: NUPR2
Product: nuclear protein 2, transcriptional regulator
Exons: 1
Biological process (GO): regulation of transcription by RNA polymerase II; negative regulation of cell cycle; negative regulation of cell population proliferation
Cellular component (GO): nucleus
Source: RefSeq, a predicted model, not a curated record